Molecule: messenger RNA, 1899 nt
Organism: Cladocopium goreaui
Lineage: Eukaryota; Dinophyceae; Suessiales; Symbiodiniaceae
Source: the annotation of a GenBank genome assembly
AUGUCGCAGAUUUCCCACAGUACGGAGGCGGAUGGUGCGAUUCACAUCGUGACACUGAACCGGCCAGAUGCGCAAAACGCCCUGACGAUGGACAUGAUGAACGAGAUUGCUACGCUUUUCCAUGGCUUGCGAGAUGACAAGAAGGUCCGCGCCGUGAUUCUCACCGGCGCGGGGGAGAAGGCCUUCUCCGCGGGGGUGGAUUUGUUGAAAGCCGAUGGGAUCUUCACCAGCUACUUCCCCACACCCUUGGAGAAGGACCCCAGGGUCCAGAUCGAAACCUUUCCAUGGCCUGUGAUUUGUGCCGUGAAUGGCUUCGCCAUCACAGGGGGGUUUGAAUUGGCGCUGGCCUGUGAUAUCCUCAUCGCCAGUGAGAAUGCGAGCUUCGCAGACACGCAUUCUAAGUUUGGUAUUGCCCCCGCAUGGGGCUUGAGUCAAAAGUUGGCGCGGAGCCUGGGCCCCAGCCGGGCCAAGGAGCUGCACUUCUCAGGUCGUUUCAUCGGUGCCAAGGAGGCCAUGGCUUGGGGCCUGGUGAAUCGCGUGCUGCCACCGCAGCAGCUGAUGCCCCAUUGCCUGGACUUGGCCAAGGAGAUGUCGAAGAUGAAUCCGACCAUGCUGCGGAUGAUGAAGCAGACCGUGAAUGACGGAUAUGGGAUGUCCUUCAAAGAUGGAUGUGAAAACGAACAAAAUGUCGCCUACAAAUACUACAAGGAGAUGGGUGCGGAGCUCUUUGAGAAGAUGAAAGCAUUCAUCAUGUCGCGUAGCAAAGGAACAUGUGCUGUUGAGCUGGUUGGGGUGGGCCUUGGCAGCGACGCGUGGGACUAUGACUGUGACGCUUCGACAGUGAUGCCCGAUACUGGCAUCCACGCCGCACACGCUGCAGCAGCGGCCGCCUCAUGUGCUGUGAAGGGCUGUGCCAUCGAUAUCACCGAUGCGCAGGUGAGCCUGGCACGAAACGAGUCGGGGUCCUCCGUCCCAAACUCAGAUGGUUCUGUGGUGCGAUGGAUGAAGAUCGGCAGCUUUGCCGUGAAAGUUGCAGCAUCCACGGGAUUGAAGGCCGACGAGGCGAAAGAGGUCGCUGCAAUGGCAGUCAUCAAAGGCAUGUUGGAGUCCUUGAGCACCGUGGAUGUCAACUCCCUGAAGCACCUUGAGGCGGGCGUUGCUGCAACGGGAAUGUCCGUCGAAAAAGCGCUUCGUUUGGUCGCCGAAAAUGGUGUCGAUGGAGCAGUACGCGGAUGCCUCACGAUGGGCUCGGCUGUCGAGUCCUGUGGUGCAUUGGCUCAUCACAUCGUCAAUGCUUCAGGUUUGUCCCAGAAAGAGGCGAACUCCGUGGGUCAGCAGGUGGCUGCUCGUGUGGCGGCCGAACACGCCGUCCAAAACGGCGCUUCGCCCGACGAAGUGCGCACAGCUGCUGAAAAGGUGCAGAAACCGUGGCACACCAACUUGGCCAAAGAGCGAAUCGCUUCGCACGCGGCAGCCAAGGCCGUGGCUGAGCGGGCGGUCCAUAGCUCCGCCACGGCGCGGCGCAUCGGGCUGCAGGUCGCUCAGGCUGCUGGUAGGUACAUCUCAGGCCACGCCUCGGUAGCCUCAGCUGCUUGCGCCUGGGAGGUGGCCAAAAUGGCAACAAGGGCGUCCAUCCCGGGACGCGCCUUGGUGAAAGAAGCCUUGGGUGCAAUUCCAGGGGAAAGAUUGGCGAUGUGUGUUGCGAGCUUGGAACCUUGCAACAUGUGGGCGAGAGUAAUGAACUGCCUGAUGUCCCGUGCAGCCGUAGCAAUCAAGCCCCACGUCACGGGCCUCGUCAAACAAGUUUCUGAGCCGUUGCCGGAAGCGACCGGACCGGUGCAACUUGGCUGCAUGGAACGCUGUGCCAAGAUGGCAAACUCACCACAAGGUGAAAUAUAG